AUGAUUACUAAUAUUUUGUUCAAGGGUAAAUUUACUCCCUUUAAGACCGCAGGCCAGCGCGGUCACCCCAGCAAGCUGGAGAAGCAAAGACCGGACGGCUCACGGGACCCUGAGGACACUCCUAGGCGGGGGCGACCAUGCGCCCCGGAACAGCCACAGGGCAGGGAGGGCCCCGGGUCCGCGCCGCCGCCCUUCGCGCACGUCGCUCCCGCGCUCUUUAUCGGGACCGCGCGCGCCGCACGCGCUACGGAGCUGCUCGCCCGGGCGGGCGUCACGCUGUGCGUUAACGUCUCCCGCCAGCAGCCCGGGCCGUGCGCACCCGGCGUGGCCGAGCUGCGCGUGCCCGUGCUCGACGACCCGGCCGAGGACCUGCUGGCGCACCUGGAGCCCACCUGCGCGGCCAUGGAGGCCGCGGUGCGCGCCGGCGGUGCCUGCCUGGUGUACUGCAAGAACGGCCGCAGCCGCUCGGCGGCCGUCUGCACCGCCUACCUCAUGCGGCACGCCGGCUGCAGCCUGGAGCGCGCGUUCCAGAUGGUGAAGACUGCCCGUCCGGUCGCCGAGCCCAACCCGGGCUUUUGGUCUCAGUUGCAGAAGUAUGAGCAGACCCUCCAGGCCCAGACCCACUCGCCCCGGGAUCCAGCUGACCCGGAGUAAGCCGGCUCGGUUCAGCCUCAGUUCUCAGUCCUGCAAGCGGCGCAUCGUAGGCCUGUAGCCUUUGCGAGGGUCGUGCACUGCCAGGAGGUGGUCCUUCCCUCCUUCACCCAUGUUGAGCAAUCGCUUUUCUCCGUCAGGCCUCGGCUUCCCGAAUGCAGCUGGCAUGGUCUUGUUCUAACUCUUAAUGGUACUGCAGGAGAAUCCACGGAGACGGGGACUGAGAUCGCUGUGUGAGGCAGACCGUCCUCCUCUUCCCCCUAAUCAGUUUAAUUUAUGCAUCAGGCUAUGGCCAGAUAUAAACCGGAGUUUUAGACAGAGAAAUACAUGUAGGAAGAUAAGAAGCUGGAGAGCCUAGAACACGAGAUGGUGAGUCAUACCUCCGGAUCCUAGUUGCCUAUCCUAAGAGAACACCCAGAGCCGAUGGCAGCACUUCCCCUGUUCCCUAGGCCUCUCCCUGGCCCCUUCUUAGAACCGAAAAUGAGAUCUGCGGGCAAGAGAGGACCUACCGUUUCCAAGCUUGCAGCUGCUACCCCAUGCAAGAGAAGGAGGGGGACAGGGAGGCUCACCUCCCUCUUGACUUGAUUUGUAUCAACUCUGUGCCUGACCUACCAUCACACAGCCACCAUCAUACCAUCAUACAGUGCAUGGGAGUGUCAAUUGCUCUUACAGUUCAGCCAGCCUCUCCUAGACAUCCUAUGGCCUUGGAGUCCUAGAAAAGUAAUCACUACCUAUGGUCCUUAAAUAGGUAGUGAGGAAAAAGAAAACCCUGGGCAGUGUGGGAGUUACAGAUGGUCACUGGUUAGUGUGUACAAAUACAUAUACAUUGGAUAAAA
Molecule: messenger RNA, 1487 nt
Organism: Jaculus jaculus (lesser Egyptian jerboa)
Lineage: Eukaryota; Metazoa; Chordata; Mammalia; Rodentia; Dipodidae
Gene: Dusp28
Product: dual specificity phosphatase 28
Exons: 3
Coding region: 1-654 (217 amino acids)
Biological process (GO): protein dephosphorylation
Cellular component (GO): cytoplasm
Molecular function (GO): protein tyrosine/serine/threonine phosphatase activity
Source: RefSeq, a predicted model, not a curated record